This is a messenger RNA of Hibiscus syriacus, 1409 nucleotides long. Its product is annotated as telomere repeat-binding factor 1-like. The transcript is spliced from 6 exons. Lineage: Eukaryota; Viridiplantae; Streptophyta; Magnoliopsida; Malvales; Malvaceae. Gene Ontology annotation, cellular component: nucleosome. Gene Ontology annotation, molecular function: double-stranded telomeric DNA binding. Gene Ontology annotation, biological process: nucleosome assembly. The coding region runs from base 317 to 1285 and encodes 322 amino acids. The record is from RefSeq and is a predicted model, not a curated record.
GUAAAACCUAGAGUCGUGUUUGAUAAACAACAACAUAAAGAGAAAGGGCAAAAUAAAAUUGAAAAAUAAAUUAGAAACCCUAACAAAAUUGUUAGCCAGAAAAUCACAGCGUCCCCAUGAAUCGCCGUGAAAUCUCCUGUAGCAUAGCAUCGUCAUAGUAGAAUAAUUGAAUUUAAUUAAUUCUUUUAAAAAUUUCCCGUCUUUUUUUUUAUAAAAAAAACAAGCCUUCAAUACCCGUUCUUCGAUUCAAAUUACCCGCAAAAUUGUUAUACGCUUGUUAAAUUUGAAGGCUGUGUUUUCUUUUAUAUUCCUGUAAAUGGGUGCUCCUAAGCAGAAAUGGACACCUGAAGAAGAGGCCGCGUUAAAAGAUGGAGUCAUCAAACAUGGUGCUGGAAAAUGGCGGACGAUAUUGAAAGACCCGGAAUUUAGUGGAGUCUUGUAUCUGCGUUCCAAUGUAGAUCUUAAGGAUAAAUGGAGAAAUAUGAGUGUGAUGGCCAAUGGAUGGGGUUCUCGAGACAAAGCUAGAUUAGCUGUGAAAAGGACAUCUAGAUUUCCUAAACAGGAGGAAAGUGCUACGGAGCUUGCUGCUGCUCCAAGUGAUGAAGAAAUAGUGGAUGUUAAGCUCAUCACAGCUCCCAACACUACAUUGCAGAUUCCUUCUACAAAGAGAUCCAUUGUCAGGUUAGAUAACCUCAUUAUGGAAGCGAUUACAAGCUUGAAGGAGCCUGGUGGUUCAAAUAAGACAAAUAUUGCCACAUAUAUUGAGGAGCAAUAUUGGGCACCUCCUGACUUUAAGAGGCUCUUGUCAGCAAAGUUGAAAUAUUUAACAGCUUGUGGUAGACUGAUUAAGGUGAAACGCAGGUAUAGGAUUGCACCAGCUCUGUCAUUUUCUGACAGGAGGAGGAAUCAUUCCAUGCUAUUUUCGGAGGCAAGGCAAAGGGUUUCUCCUCGAUUUGAUAGGGAUGAUAUAAAAAUCGUCACCAAAUCUCAGAUCGAUUUAGAGUUAGCUAGGAUGAGGAAUAUGACACCACAAGAAGCUGCUGCAGCUGCUGCUCGAGCAGUUGCAGAAGCAGAAGCUGCAAUAGCAGAAGCUGAAGAAGCAGCAAGAGAGGCAGAGGUUGCUGAAGCUGAUGCAGAGGCAGCACAAGCUUUUGCUGAAGCAGCAAUGAAAACUCUAAAAGGAAGAAACAAUCAGAAAGUGGUAAAUUGCUGUCUGUUGUCAUUAUCUAUUUUGCACAUGAACGUAUGCCGAUGUAGGAGAUAUCAGAUGGAUGGAAUGUCAUGAUGGGAUGUGAGAGAAAUACACUGUUCACUUGCAUUCCAUGCUCACACCCACUAACGUAGAAUUUUUUGCACAAGGAACAUGUGUGCUGCAUAUAUGGGACUUCUCAUUGCUUGUCAUUCCCUUU